UCGGGACGAAAAACUCUGACGUCACCCCCAUUGAGGUUGAUAGCUCUACCCGGGUAAGAGUUAAGAUUGGGGUUAGGUUUAGGUAAAGGUCGGGGUAAUGGUAGGGUGUUAGGUUAGGUUUGAGGUUUAAGUUAUGGACGUCCCAAGGAUCCCGAAACAGCACAGCCACCUUCCCGUUCUGGAUUCACUUGUCAUUGGUCACUGGCCCAUUUCAUCUGUCGACCAACUUGUGCCAGUCACAACUCCACCCCCCACGCGAUAGUAUCAAGUCCUCAAGUGCGCUCGCGUACAUGAAAACUGACAUAAAGCCUCCGAGGAACGAACCACUGGACACAGAUCUGAUGCCUCUACAGUGUUUAUUAUAUUCUAAGUGUAUUGUUAUUUUGGUUGCGAUCCACCCCUUUAAUAAUGCAUUGUCUGAAACGUCUGCGGACUACAAAUGCGGGAGUUUUACAAUUGCUCAAACACGCUGUCAACUCCGCACGGGUUGGGAGUGACAGCAAUGGCUUAUCCAGGAUCGAGCAACAGUCUCAGCUGUUAUGCACAAGCGCAGCAUCACACAGCCAGCGUCAGCAACCCUUCCAUCAUCAAGCUGUCAAUGACAUGGAUGAAGCAGAGUGCAGGAGCAGGUUGAUCUCUGGGAUGGAGGACCUUCUCUUCUACACCAUUACAGAGGGCAAAGAGAUGAUCCCUGUCUCUCAGUUCAUCUCUGCGUUGAGGAGCACAGGUUUAUUGACAUCGGAUCCCAGGCUGAGUGACUGUAUGCGUCAGCUGCGCCAGUCAAUGCAGGACUCUGCCGGAACAGUCAUGAUGGACCCGAAACUCUUCAGGAAGUGUGUGGGCGCUAACAUCCUGCUGCUGACCCAGGCGUUCAGGAGGAAGUUCAUCAUCCCAGACUUUGAGGCGUUUGCGUCCAACAUCAACCAGCUGUACUACAGCACCCAGAGGCAGGUUGGGGGACACGUGGCAGAUUAUAUUCCUCAACUGGCUAAAUUCAGCCCUGAUCUGUGGGGUGUGUCACUAUGCACCGUGGAUGGACAGAGACAUUCUGCAGGUGACACCAAGGUUCCAUUCUGUCUUCAAUCAUGUGUGAAGCCUCUGGAGUACGCCAUCGCUGUGCACGAGAUUGGCACUGAGCAUGUGCAUCGCUACGUGGGCAAAGAGCCCAGCGGACUCAAAUUCAACCAGCUGUCACUGGAUGAGGAGGAUAAACCCCACAACCCUAUGGUGAAUGCCGGGGCUAUUGUCAUCAGUUCUCUGCUCAAGCCUAACUCAAACAAGGCAGAGCGGUUUGAUUAUGUAAUGGAAUACUUAAAGAAGAUGGCCGGCACAGAGUAUGUGGGCUUCAGCAACGCUACUUUCCAGUCAGAGAAAGAGACCGGAGAUAGGAAUUUUGCUAUUGGUUACUACCUGAAGGAGAAAAAAUGCUUUCCUAAGAAUGCAGAUAUGAUUGCAGCCCUCGACUUCUACUUCCAGCUGUGCUCCAUCGAGGUGACGUGUGAGUCAGGCAGUGUCAUGGCUGCCACACUGGCCAACGGGGGCAUCUGUCCAAUCACAGGCGAGCAGGUGCUGAGUGCGGAGGCCGUUCGGAACACCCUGAGCCUCAUGCAUUCCUGUGGAAUGUACGACUUCUCUGGCCAGUUCGCUUUCCAUGUGGGUUUGCCUGCUAAGUCUGGCGUUUCUGGUGCAGUACUGCUGGUGGUUCCUAAUGUCAUGGGAAUAAUGUGUUGGUCUCCUCCGUUAGACCGUGUCGGAAAUAGUGUCCGAGGCAUUCACUUCUGUCAGGAGCUGGUUUCUCUCUUCAACUUCCAUAACUAUGACAACCUGAGACACUUUGCAAGGAAGCUGGACCCUCGCAGACAAUCACUUGAUGAUAGGAACAGGUCAGUGGUGAACCUGAUGUUUGCAGCUUACAGUGGAGAUGUCUCUGCCCUGAGGAGGUUUGCUCUCUCGGCUGUGGACAUGGAAGAGAAAGACUACGAUUCUCGUACAGCCCUCCACGUGGCGUCAGCUGAAGGUAAUGUGGAAGCGGUGAUCUUCCUAACAGGGACGUGUCAAGUGAACCCCCAUAUAAAGGACAGGUGGGGAAACACACCCCUGGAUGACGCCAGGCAGUUUGGUCGGGACGGGGUGGUGUCGGUCCUGACGGAGUACCAGCGGCUGUACCCAUGCAGUAGUGAGUCCCAGUCAGAAACCGAAGACCAGAGAAAGAUAAGACACAUUGAAGGUGGUGGUUUAAGCCAGACGGACCGGACGUGUCUGACCAUAUGAAAUGCGGUCAUUUCGUGCCAUUUAGCGAAGAGGUGUAAGCGUAGUAUAUUUGAUAGGGUCACACGUCACUGUGCCUAAAGGUUGGGGUUCGCCGCAGCAUAUCGCACUCCGCUGUGAGAGAUUGUGCUGGCCCCAAGCACACUUUCUUUGUCCACGUUGCUGCACAUAAGCUUCAGGAGUCUUCAGGAGUGGACAGCAUCAAUGUAAUACUGUUUAAUGUUGACAUGGGCACCAAUAAGUGAUCAGUUGCUCAUUCAGGUGAACUUGGCAGUUUUUUAAAUGUGUAAGUACACACACGUUGUCCUUACUCGUCACUUAAAAAUGCCAGUGUGAUGCACAUUUUAUGUGUAUAUGCUGCCUGGUAUGUGACCAGUGUUUGAAAUGUAUUUAUUUUUACAAUGGUUUGUGAUGGUUAAAUGAUGUAUGAAGCUACAACAUUAGUAUUUAGUUAGUGGAUUUUAUGCCACUAUACAUACAUUAUAACUGCACACAGCACACAGCAUUGUUACGUUACAUAUUGGCAGGUUAUAAAUAUACUGUACAAAUCUAGAAAUAUAUUAAGUAGGAAAGUAUAUAUUAAUCUACCUCAGUAGGACGUUUCAUAAGCAGGUCAGAAGAUAUGAGUGAACUAUGACCCAUGGAUCGUGAGGAUGAGGUAUUUGACAAUCAUUUUUGCUUCUGGUCUUUUCUCCUCUUUGGUGCGAAUACUAAUUGGCCCAACAUAAGAGAAACACAACUGUUACGUAACUAUAGAAAUGGCAUGUCUAAAUGGGAUCUUUUGAGUGACUGAGACUGAUGAAUAUUCAUGUAUGACAGUGUCCCAUCAGCAUUUCCUUUUUAAAUAUGUACAUGAAUCUACUGAGUCAGAUGACUGUUGUUUUUGAUAUGUUAUAAAAACCAAAGACGCGCACACCCAGGGGCUUCUUACUGGGAUUAAGUGAUGCUGUUCUACAGACUGCUUCCUCAGGUUAUUCAACUGUUAAUGUCAGCUCGCUGCUGUAAAUAAACGAGUGAAAAUGUAA
This is a messenger RNA of Oncorhynchus mykiss (rainbow trout), 3293 nucleotides long. RefSeq names its product glutaminase kidney isoform, mitochondrial. The record is from RefSeq and is a predicted model, not a curated record. Gene Ontology annotation, biological process: L-glutamine catabolic process. Gene Ontology annotation, molecular function: protein binding; glutaminase activity. Lineage: Eukaryota; Metazoa; Chordata; Actinopteri; Salmoniformes; Salmonidae.